GGAGAGAAGGGACAAGGCACCGGCCUGGCUGGAGCGCGUUGCUGUUUCCACUCCGGACACCGUCUGGCCUGUUGGAAAAGGGCUGACUCGAGAAGCAGAGGAGACUCGGGCUCCUGUCCGUGUGACUUUGGGCAGAUCCAGCCACCUCUCCGCGGACCUCUGUAGCCUCCUUUAGAGGCUGUUGUGAGGUACCAGGAAAAAAAAAAAUUUAAAAAGACACAGAGCUCACGUUUUCCUGAGCUUCUGCUGUGUCACAAGCUCCUUGAACCCUGCCCGGAGAGUGGCCAGGAGCGGGGAGACAUGGCGGUGGGCAACAUCAACGAGCUGCCUGAGAACAUCCUGCUGGAGCUGUUCACACACGUGCCCGCCCGCCAGCUGCUGCUGCGCUGCCGCUUGGUCUGCACCCUCUGGCGCGACCUCAUAGACCUGGUGACCCUCUGGAAGCGCAAAUGCCUGCGUGAGGGCUUCAUCACUGAGGACUGGGACCAGCCUGUGGCCGACUGGAAGAUCUUCUACUUCCUACGAAGCCUCCACAGGAACCUCCUACACAACCCGUGUGCUGAAGAGGGAUUUGAGUUCUGGAGCCUGGAUGUGAAUGGAGGCGAUGAGUGGAAGGUGGAAGAUCUUUCUAGAGACCAGAGGAAGGAAUUCCCCAAUGACCAGGUCAAGAAAUACUUCGUGACUUCCUAUUACACCUGCCUCAAGUCCCAGGUGGUGGACCUCAAGGCCGAAGGGUAUUGGGAGGAGCUGAUGGACACUACACGGCCGGACAUCAAGGUCAAGGACUGGUUCGCAGCAAGGCCAGACUGCGGGUCCAAGUACCAGCUGUGCGUUCAGCUCCUGUCGUCAGCGCAUGCGCCUCUGGGAACCUUCCAGCCAGACCCAGCAACGAUCCAGCAGAAGAGCGAUGCCAAGUGGAGGGAGGUCUCCCACACGUUCUCCAACUACCCACCUGGCGUCCGCUACAUAUGGUUUCAGCACGGCGGCGUGGACACUCACUACUGGGCCGGCUGGUACGGCCCGAGGGUCACCAACAGCAGUAUCACCAUCGGGCCCCCCGCUGCCCUGAUGCCCCCGAGCCCCCAUCCGCAGAACCCUGACUGGUAAAACUGUUGUCAGAGAAAGGCUGGGCUUGAGAAGGGGAGGUGGGCGAGGCUUCCCCAGACCUCCUAGUUCACCCUUGCCCCCCAGGCGCCCCUUUGGGGAGCCUCUCCGUUGGUGCAGCCUUCAUAUGCUCUGGACAGCUCUCCGCCCGAGGGCUUGACCUGAAUAAUGAUGGGGGAGGGCUGGGUGUACCUUUAAGAGAGGGGGCCCCUGAGGUUAGGGAGGAACAGGAUGUUCCCCCAGGUUCCUCCUCCCCGCACUCCUCUGACGGGGGUCUCCAAGCUCGGAUGGUAACCUCAGUCUGCAUUUCUACUUCCCCCUCCUGGGCCUUUCACCCUGUCUUUUUGGGGGGCCCUUGGAGCAGGGACAGUGUGGAGGACAUCUGGCAAGCCUGUGGCUGCGGAUGCUGGAAGGUGACUGUAGCUCAGGCAGAUCUGGAAGUGGAAGGAGGGCUCUGCUGGCCUGUCCUCUGUCCCAUUCUCUGCUGCCCCCAAGCUCUCCCUUUGCCUACCUACUCAGAGAGGUGGCUGUGGCCCAGAGGCUCAGGCCUGGUCCGAGAUGGGCAGGCCCAGGGUGGGGUGGAGUCCAUGCCAGGUCUGGACUGUCCUCACCAGCAAUGAAGCCCAGAAGCCAAAUGGGGUGGGGCUCUUCAGGAGACUUCGGGAAUCCUGUGUGUGGUAACCCAGGGCAGGUGGGUGCAGGAUUGGGCUCUGAUUCUGAGAGCUACGAUGUGUGAGCACAGGAUGAGUGGGGUGGGGAUUUUCAAGGACCCACCUAGACUAGGCUCCCUGUGGCUUGGAGAGCAUUCCAAACCCCCACCCCAUCCUUGGAACUGCCCUUCUCAGGACCUCCCCACCCUGCCCUAUGUCUCUGCCCCCUGCUGAAAGGGCAGCAGGGCUCUGAUCCUGCCCUGCUGCAUGCAACCAAAUAAAAGGUUUUCCCAGCCCAA
Molecule: messenger RNA, 2053 nt
Organism: Miniopterus natalensis
Lineage: Eukaryota; Metazoa; Chordata; Mammalia; Chiroptera; Miniopteridae
Source: RefSeq, a predicted model, not a curated record